Messenger RNA from Hippopotamus amphibius kiboko, 23224 nucleotides. RefSeq names its product ATP binding cassette subfamily A member 12 (gene ABCA12). Lineage: Eukaryota; Metazoa; Chordata; Mammalia; Artiodactyla; Hippopotamidae. Gene Ontology annotation, cellular component: intracellular membrane-bounded organelle; membrane. The transcript has 55 exons. Gene Ontology annotation, molecular function: ATP binding; lipid carrier activity; ATP hydrolysis activity. Gene Ontology annotation, biological process: lipid transport; transmembrane transport. The coding region runs from base 606 to 8339 and encodes 2577 amino acids. The record is from RefSeq and is a predicted model, not a curated record.
AUGACAUUCAUUCUCUCUUGGGUCUGGGCUUCAUGUAACAAGCAGCAACGGGAUGUUAUUUUAAAAUAAGCAAAAGCCACCAAAAGAUCCUUGUCCGGAUCCUUGUUUGAGAGGAAGAGUUGGUUGAGAAGUGCUCCUUGGUCAGGAUUACCCAAGGGAAAAAUCCAGCAGGAAGAGAAAAUCUGUGGGUUUCUUACCCCAGCCCCCAGGAAAGCUAUGCCAUGAAAAAGCUUCUGACCCAUUGACACGCAGCAAGUUGGACGGGGAACCAAUUCUUCUUUCGAGGGUUGGAGGAAAAGAGAGGAAUUCUCUUGUCUGUGGCAUUUGAAGGAUGGCUUCCCAGCUUCAUCAGCUUCGGGUCCUGGUCUGGAAAAAUUGGCUAGGUGUCAAAAGGCAGCCGAAGACCACGUGACAACAAGAAUUCAUCCUGGGGAAGAUAUUUUUAAAUCAUAUUUAGCAGAGAAUUGCUGAAGGAACUGGCAUUGGUACCCAUGAGGAGAGAGGACUUUGUCUCUAUUUGAAUACUUAAAGAAUUCUCCUGUGAAAAGGGAAGCCAAACUAAGACAAAUGACUGACAGUCAUGGGAAGGAAGACAUCACCUUGAUAUGAGCAAAAAAAUCAAUCUCUGGACACUUAUCUUGAUUUUAUGGCCAGUUAUUAUUUUCAUAAUUUUGGCUAUUACCCGGACCAAAUUUCCUCCAAAACCAAACCCAACUUGUUACCUUGCACCUCGAAACCUUCCUAGUACUGGCUUCUUCCCAUUCCUGCAAACCCUACUCUGUGAUACAGACUCUAAAUGCAAAGACACGCCCUAUGGGCCAAAAGAUCUGCUUCGCAGGAAAGGAAUUGAUCAUGCACUAUUUAAAGACAGUGAAAUUCUAAGAAAGUCAUCCAACCUGGAGAAGGACAGCAAUUUAUCACUCCAGAGCACUGAAGUUCCAGAAGAAAGGCACUCAUCACUGGCCACAGUAUUUCCUAGUCCAAGUUCUGAUCUGGAAAGCACUGGAACAGAUACUUUCAAUGGUAGUCAAGUGUUUGCCCGGAUCCUUAGCUUGGAAAAGCUUUUACAGCAAAAUUCAACUACAGAAGAUAUACGAAGAGAACUGUGUGAGAGCUAUCCAGGAUAUACUGCUGAUUAUGCCUUCUCCUGGACCACUCUAGGGAAAAAUGUUUUUAACAUAUUUUGUCUGUACAACAUGACCCUUUUAGAGUCUUCUCUCCAAGAACUAAGAAACCAGCUCUCUCAGCUAUCAAGUGAUCCCAACAACCAGAAGACAGUGUUUCAGGAAAUGGUCAAAGUACUGUCCUUCUUCUCACAAGUGCAAGAGCAGACAGCUGUGUGGCAGCUUCUCUCCAGUUUUCCAAAUGCAUUCCAGAAUGACACGACACUAAGCAAGCUAUUUGAUGUUCUUCAAAACGCGAACAGUGCGCUGCUGGUCGUGCAGAAGGUUUAUCCACGUGUCACAACUAACGAAGGUUUCAGAACUCUCCAUAAAUCUGUUAAACAUCUGCUGUACACUCUGGACUCUCCAUCUCAAGGUGACUCUGAUAAUACAACACAUGUGUGGAAUGAGGAAGAUGGACAGUCACUAUCCCCAAGCAGCCUGGCUGCACAGCUCCUAAUACUGGAAAACUUUGAAGAUGCCCUCUUAAAUAUAUCAGCAGGUAGUCCUUAUAUUCCUUACUUGGCAUGUGUGAGAAACAUCACUGACAAUUUGGCCAGGGAAUCAAAAGAAAAUUUAAGACUGCUGCACUCUACAAUUCGGUAUAAAAAAUCUUCUCUUCAAAAUGGUUCCUAUGAGGAUUACUUCCCUCCAGUUCCUGAAGUCUUGAAAUCAAAACUGUCUCAACUUCGAAACUUGACCAAACUUCUUUGUGAACCUGAAACUUUCAAUUCAAUAGAGAAAAUGUGCCAGCUCUCCAGUACGGACUUUAGGAGCCUGUGUGAAGAGAGUGCGUUUCACAUACAACUCCUCGAAGCAGCAGAGGUUGGCAUUGAAAUAGCCACCAGCUUACUGUAUCAGGACACUAUUCUCUCUGAAAAACUGAGGGAUUUGCUUUCUGGGGAUUCAAGCAAAAUUAAUUUAGAUAUGGAUCGGUUUCUAGAGGAGGCAUUGCAAAUGAAUUACUUGGAAAAUAUCACACGGUUAAUGCCCACCAUAGACGCUGUGCUGCAUGUCAAUAACAGUGCAGACACCUCUGAAAAACCAGGUCAGUUAAUAGAAAUGUUUAAAAAUGUUGAAGAGCUGAAAGAAGAGCUGAGGAGAACAACAGGAUUGUCCAAUAGGAGUAUCGACGAUUUGCUGGCCAUUCCCAUCCCUGACAACAGAGCUGAGAUUAUUUCUCGUGUGUUCUGGCUGCAUUCUUGUGAUGCUAAUGUGACCAAUCCCAAAUUGGAAGAGGCAGUGAAGGAAUUCUGCAGCAUGCCUCUUUCAGAGAGAUCCCGUCUGUCUUACCUCAUUGGACUCACGCUUCUGCACUACUUAGACAUUUACAACUUUACAUACAAGGUGUUUUUCCCUAAGGAAAAUCAGAAGCCAGUAGAAAAGAUGAUAGAACUCUUCAUAAGACUAAAGGAGAGUCUCAGUCAGAUGGCUUCUGGCACACGACCACUGCUAGACAAAAUGAGAUCCCUGAAACAAAUGCACCUGCCCAGAAGUUUUCCAUUAACACAGGCAAUGUACAGAAACAACCGGAAAAACACUCCCCAAGGAUCAUUUAGUACCAUUUCCCAAGCACUGUGCUCCCAAGGAAUUACCACUGAAUAUUUAGUUGCCAUGCUGCCCUCUUCUCAGAGGCAGGGAGGCAACCACCCCAAGGAUUUUUUGACCCAUAAAUUAAGUAAAGAACAAAUUGCUGCAAAAUACAGAAUUCCCUUACAUGCCACACCAUUUUGCUUUUCCCUUUAUAAAGACAUCAUUAAUAUGCCUGCUGGACCUGUGAUUUGGGCUUUCUUGAAACCCAUGCUGUUGGGAAAGAUUCUGUAUGCACCAUAUACCCCCGUCACAAAGGCAAUAAUGGAAAAGUCUAAUGCAACUCUGAGGCAGCUGGCAGAUUUAAGAGAAAAAUCUCAAGAGUGGAUGGAUAAGUCACCACUUUUCAUGAAUUCCUUCCACCUGUUAAACCAGACGAUUCCAAUGCUCCAGAAUACACUAAGAAACCCCUUUGUGCAAGUUUUUGUAAAAUUCUCCGUGGGACUUGAUGCAGUUGAACUAUUGAAACAGAUAGACGAACUCGAUACUCUAAGGCUGAAAUUAGAGAACGGCAUUGACCUCAUUGAUCAUCUUAACACACUGUCUUCCCUGACAGUAAAUAUUUCUUCCUGUGUUUUAUAUGACCGUAUUCAGGCAGCAGAAAGCAUAGAGGAAAUGGAAAGAGAGGCUAAAAGACUCUACAAGAGCAAUGAACUCUUUGGAAGUGUUAUUUUUCAGCUUCCUUCUAAUAGAAGCCAGCACAGAAGCUAUGACUCAGAAAACAUCUCUCUUCCUCCUGUUGUAAAAUAUACCAUCCGCAUGAGUCUCAAGACCUCACAGACCACAAGAAGCAUGAGAAACAAGAUUUGGGCCCCGGGGCCACACAAUUCUCCAUCAAACAACCAGAUCUAUGGCAGAGCUUUUGUUUACUUACAGGAUAGUAUUGAAAGAGCAAUCAUUGAAUUGCAGACUGGAAGGAACUCCCAGGAAAUAGCAGUCCAGGUGCAAGCCAUUCCUUAUCCCUGCUAUAUGAAAGACAACUUCCUAACCAGUGUCUCUUAUUCUCUUCCAAUCGUGCUCAUGGUUGCCUGGGUUAUAUUUAUAGCUGCAUUUGUAAAAAAGCUUGUUUAUGAAAAAGACCUCCGACUUCAUGAGUACAUGAAAAUGAUGGGUGUAAACUCCUGCAGCCACUUUUUUGCCUGGCUCAUAGAGAGUGUGGGAUUUUUACUGGUUACCAUCAUCAUCCUCAUCAUCAUACUCAAGUUUGGCAACAUUCUUCCUAAAACAGAUGGGUUCAUUUUGUUCCUGUAUUUUUCGGACUACAGCUUCUCAGUUCUUGCCAUGAGCUAUCUUAUUAGUGUCUUUUUCAACAACACCAACAUUGCAGCUCUGAUCGGAAGCCUCAUCUACAUCAUUGCCUUUUUUCCAUUUAUUGUUCUGAUCACAGUUGAGAAUGAGUUGAGCUAUAUGAUGAAAGUAUUCAUGAGCCUGCUGUCCCCAACAGCUUUCAGUUAUGCAAGUCAGUACAUUGCACGCUAUGAGGAGCAGGGCAUUGGUCUUCAGUGGGAAAAUAUGUACAGUUCCCCAGUUCAGGAUGACACCACUUCGUUUGGCUGGCUAUGCUGUCUCAUCCUAGCUGACUCUUUCAUUUAUUUCCUUAUUGCUUGGUAUGUCAGGAACGUUUUCCCAGGUACAUAUGGUAUGGCAGCUCCGUGGUAUUUUCCAUUCCUUCCUUCCUACUGGAAGGAGCGCUUUGGAUGUGCAGAAGUGAAGCAUGAGAAAAGCAAUGGCCUUAUGUUUACUAACAUCAUGAUGCAGAACACCAACCCAUCUGUCAGUAAGACAAGUCCUGAAUACAUGUUUCCCUCCAACACUGAGCCUGAACCUAAAGAUCUCACAGUUGGGGUUGCCCUGCAUGGGGUCACAAAGAUUUAUGGCUCAAAAAUUGCUGUUGAUAACCUCAAUCUGAACUUUUAUGAAGGACAUAUUACUUCAUUGCUGGGGCCCAAUGGAGCUGGGAAAACUACUACCAUCUCCAUGUUGACCGGGCUGUUUGGGGCCUCAGCAGGUACCAUCUUCGUUUAUGGAAAAGAUAUCAAAACGGAUCUACACACCGUGCGGAAGAACAUGGGGGUGUGCAUGCAGCAUGAUGUCUUGUUCAGUUACCUCACCACCAAGGAGCACCUUCUCUUAUACGGCUCCAUCAAAGUUCCUCACUGGACCAAAAAGCAGUUGCACGAGGAAGUGAAAAGGACUUUAAAAGAUACUGGACUGUAUAGCCAUCGUCAUAAGAGAGUUGGAACGUUGUCAGGAGGAAUGAAGAGGAAGUUAUCCAUAUCCAUAGCUCUUAUUGGAGGAUCGAGGGUGGUGAUUUUGGAUGAACCAUCCACUGGAGUUGACCCAUGCUCUCGCCGAAGUAUAUGGGAUGUUAUAUGCAAGAACAAAACUGCCAGGACAAUCAUUCUGUCGACACACCACUUGGACGAGGCUGAAGUGCUGAGUGACCGCAUUGCCUUCCUGGAGCAGGGUGGGCUGCGCUGCUGCGGGUCACCAUUUUAUCUCAAGGAAGCAUUUGGGGACGGAUAUCACCUCACACUCACCAAGAAAAAGAGUCCAAAUCUAAAUGCAAGUACAGCAUGUGACACGACAGCCGUGACAGCAAUGAUCCAAUCACAUCUCCCUGAAGCCUACCUCAAGGAGGACAUCGGGGGAGAGCUUGUCUAUGUGCUUCCUCCAUUUAGCACCACAGUCUCGGGGACCUAUCUUUCACUCCUGAGAGCACUGGACAAUGGCCUGGGUGACCUCAACAUCGGGUGCUAUGGCAUCUCAGAUACCACUGUGGAAGAGGUCUUUCUGAACUUGACUAAAGAGUCACAAAAAAAUAUGAGUCUUGAGCACUUAACACAAAAGAAAAUUGGAAAUUCCAGCACCAAUGGCAUCUCAACUCCUGAUGAUUUAUCUGUGAGCAGCAGCAAUUUCACAGACAGAGAUGACAAAAUCUUGACCAGAGGAGAGAGAUCGGAUGGAUUUGGACUGUUAAUGAAAAAGAUAGUGGCUAUACUGAUUAAGAGGUUCCACCACACCCGCAGGAACUGGAAAGGUUUCAUAGCUCAAGUUGUUCUCCCCAUCGUCUUUGUAACCACUGCCAUGGGCCUUGGCACCCUGAGAAGUUCCAGCGACAGCUAUCCAGAGAUCCAGAUCUCCCCGUUUCUUUAUGGUACCUCUGAACAGACAUCCUUCUAUGCAAAUUAUCACCCAAGCACAAAAGAACUGGUCUCAGCAAUAUGGAGCUUUCCUGGCAUUGACAACAUAUGUUUGAAUUUCAGUGAUCUAAGGUGUUUAAAGAAAGACAGUCUGGAAAACUGGAACAGCAGUGGAGAACCUAUCACUAAUUAUGGUGUUUGCUCCUGCUCAGAAAAUAUCCAGGAAUGUCCUAAAUUUAACUAUUCUCCACCUCACAGAAGAACUUAUUCUUCCCAAGUAAUUUAUAACCUCACUGGGCACCACUUGGAAAAUUAUCUUAUAUCAACUGCUAAUAAGUUUACCCAAAAAAGGUACGGAGGUUGGAGUUUUGGGCUGCCUUUGACUAAAGACCUUAGUUUUGAUAUAACAACAGUUCCUGCUAAUAGAACACUUACCAAGGUAUGGUAUGAUCCAGAAGGCUAUCACUCCCUUCCAGCUUACCUCAACAGCUUGAAUAAUUUCCUCCUGCGAGUUAACAUGUCAAAAUACGAUGCUGCCCGACACGGUAUCAUCAUGUAUAGCCAUCCUUAUCCAGGAGUCCAAGACCAAGAACAAGCCACAAUAAGCAGCUUAAUCGAUAUUUUAGUGGCGCUCUCCAUCCUGAUGGGCUACUCUGUCACCACUGCCAGCUUUGUCACCUAUGUUGUACGGGAGCAUCAAACCAAAGCCAAGCAGCUGCAGCACAUUUCAGGCAUUGGUGUCACAUGCUAUUGGGUAACAAACUUCAUUUAUGACAUGGCGUUCUACUUGGUGCCUGUAGCAUUUUCAAUUGGUGUUAUUGCAAUUUUCAAGUUACCUGCCUUCUACAGUGAAAACAACCUAAGCGCUGUCUCUCUCCUACUUCUGCUGUUUGGGUAUGCCACAUUUUCCUGGAUGUAUUUGCUGGCUGGGCUCUUCCAUGAAACAGGAAUGGCUUUCAUCACUUACGUCUGCAUCAACCUUUUUUUUGGCAUCAAUUCCAUUGUUUCCCUGUCAGUGGUGUACUUUCUUUCCAAGGAAAAGCCUAAUGAUAUGACUUUAGAACUUAUUUCUGAAACCCUCAAGCGCAUUUUCCUGAUUUUCCCGCAAUUCUGUUUUGGCUAUGGUUUGAUUGAACUUUCUCAACAACAGUCGGUCCUGGACUUCUUAAAAGCAUACGGAGUAGAAUAUCCAAAUGAAACCUUUGAGAUGGAUAAACUAGGCGCAAUGUUUGUGGCUUUGGUUUCUCAGGGAACCAUGUUCUUUUUCUUGCGACUUUUAAUCAAUGCGUGGCUGAUUAAUAAACUCAGACUCUUCUUCAGAAAAUUUCAUUCUUCAUCUGUUAUUGAGACAAUAGAUGAAGAUGAAGAUGUGCGGGCUGAGAGAUUUAGAGUUGAGAAUGGUGCAGAUGAAUAUGACCUGGUCCAACUCCAUCAUCUCACAAAGACCUACCAGCUUAUCCACAAAAAGAUUAUAGCUGUAAAUAACAUCAGCCUUGGGAUACCUGCUGGGGAGUGCUUUGGCCUUCUUGGGGUGAAUGGAGCAGGAAAGACCACCAUCUUCAAGAUGCUGACUGGCGACAUAAUUCCUACAAGUGGAAACAUUCUGAUCAGAAAUAAGAUUGGGUCUCUGGCUCACACUGACUCUCACAGCUCAUUAAUUGGCUACUGUCCUCAGGAAGAUGCUUUGGAUGACCUGUUAACCGUGGAAGAGCAUUUGUAUUUCUAUGCCAGGAUACACGGAAUUCCAGAAAAAGAUAUUAAAGAAACUGUUCACAAACUCCUUGGGAGACUUCACCUGAUGCCCUACAAGGACAAAGCUACCUCUAUGUGUAGUUACGGCACAAAAAGAAAAUUAUCCACUGCACUGGCAUUGAUAGGGAAACCUUCGAUUCUCUUGCUGGAUGAGCCAAGCUCUGGGAUGGAUCCUAAGUCAAAACGGCACCUCUGGAAGAUCAUUUCAGAAGAAGUACAGAAUAGAAGUUCCGUCAUCCUCACUUCUCACAGCAUGGAAGAAUGUGAAGCUCUCUGUACCAGAUUGGCCAUCAUGGUGAAUGGAAGAUUCCAAUGUAUUGGAUCAUUGCAGCAUAUUAAGAGCAGGUUUGGACGAGGAUUUACUGUCAAGGUCCACGUGAAGAAUGCCAAAGUGAGCAUGGAGCCCCUCACAAGGUUCAUGCAACUGCACUUUCCAAAAACAUACUUAAAAGAUCAGCACCUCAGCAUGCUAGAGUAUCAUGUGCCGGUCACCGCAGGAGGAGUAGCAAACAUUUUUGAUCUGCUGGAAACCAACAAGACUGCUUUAAAUAUCACAAAUUUCUUAGUGAGUCAGACUACUCUGGAAGAGGUUUUCAUCAACUUUGCCAAAGACCAAAAGUGCUAUGAAACUGCUGAUACCAGUAGCCAAGGCUCCACCAUAAGCACUGACUCACAAGAUGACCGGCUGUAGUCUUAGUACCUCCAGCAAACUCAAUCUCAGCAAAUGACCAAUGGCUGCAUUUUGAGGAAGAGCCACAGAAGAUACAAAUUCCUCAAAAUAUCUCAAAGUAUUAUUCUGUAUUGGAAAGCUACAAUUGUGUAAGACUAGCCAGUAACUAUAAAUGAAAAGUUUUCUUUCUAAGGUCAGUGAAUGUUUUUGCUAAGGUGAAUUCCUGUCUACCCAACACUGUGAGCACGCUAGUGUGUAAGUUGCUGACUCUUAUGGAAAGGUGCAACCACUGAAGAUGAAUGUCUUAAUUUAUUACUUUCAAUAAAAAGAAGGCUUAAAAGGCAUGGUUAUUAGCAGUUGAAAAGUAAGAGUGGAGAAGAAAAGUAAGGUACUUUAGGGUAGGUAGAAUUGGGAGAGCAAACAAAACAAUUUAUUUUUAGAAAAUAACAGAAUGACCGUCAUCAUGCGUACGCGAGUCUAUUGUGACAUGUAAAGUGCCAAGGGCCAGGUUAACAUUGGCAGUAAGGAGUGGGCACAACGUCCGGAGAGUGUGUGUAUGUCCUUUUCAGUACCUGCGAAUACAUGGGGACACACUGACCCCCCUGAAAAAUGCCUUUCUGCAAGAAGGCUGUCAGAGGGCAGUUUACCCUGGUGGUAAACAGAACUUAGCUUUAUUCCUGCACUGCCUUGCCGGUAGUGAGGCACAGGGCAGAGCAAGUAGCUGCUUGCUCUUUGGGGGAAAUGGGCGUGUCAGCUGGGCAGAUGCAAAUCCUGAGGGAAGAUAGGGAAUUCAUGUGCUGCUGGCAGGCAACAUUUUUUAAAGCUGUUACAGAAAGCCUCCUAUCCUGGGUCUCUCUGCAGGAAACACUCCUGUGGAGGGAAAAUGAAUAUGUGGAUAAUUUUCAGCUGACCCAGAAUCGUAUAUAUGGCUAUAGAAUAGACUUUGUAAUAAUGCCAAAUUAUAUGGCCCUUGGGGAAGGUGCUUUAUAUAACGUGUGUGUGUGUGUGUGUGUGUGUGUGUGUGUGUGUGUGUGUGUGUGUCUAUGUAAGUUUGCCGCUUUGGCAAAACUGUUUCUGUUUUGAAAAUCUAUAAAAUCAACAUUUAGUAAAAACAAUUCAUGAAGUCAUUUCAUUUGUUACGGAAGAGCCAGGAACUUAAAAAUUGGAGUCAUAUGGAUGACAAGGUCCCAUGGGAGCUGGCCGCUGCUUCCUUCUCCACCUUCAUCGCGUUCUUUCUCCUCUUCCUCUAUAAGGUGUAGCCAUGCUGGCCUCUUUUUGCUUUUUCCAGUGUACCAAACUCCUUCCUCUCUCCACACCUUUGCAUGUAUUUUCACAUGUCUCCCUGCUUGAAAUGCCCUUCCCCCACAAUUUAUGCCUAGCUAACAGUCUUCAGAAAUGUUGUUCUUUCUCAGAGAAGCUUUCCUUCCUAGUUCUUGUUUAAAUCUAAUCCCCUAGUCCUAAAACUGUACUCUAUUGUUCUUCCUAAUUUUCUGUUAGAGCGUGCAUCCUAAUUUGUAAUAUAUCCAGAUUAACAAUAUAUACCUUAACAGAUGGCAACAGAAUUUCCCUUAGGAUAGAAAUUACCCUUGUUGAACAUAAUACAUAAAUAAGCCUUUUGGAGGAUGGGUCCCUUCAGGAGUCCAAACAAGCAAAACAUGGUCAGGCUCCAUGAAAGAAUGAAGGGAUUUGGUUAUGGUUCAUUGUGUUUGUUAUUAUGGUGGUUGGUUGCUUGCUCCUGAGCAGUUGCAGGAAGGGCAACACAGAGGGAGGAGAGAAAGGAAGUGGAGAAAGAAGGAGCCAGUGAGAUGGUGGAAGGCUGAGUACUGAAGAGAGAUAAAAGUUCAAUGAGAAACUGAGUGGUUGAAUGAACUUUUAAAACCAUGAAUAUCCAGAUAUGUUUUCACAUUCUUUUGCGGUGCAGCCAUGCUGUGGACUGUCCUCCUACUCCUAAGUCUUGGUUAAAGUCAGUCAUACUUACAAAUGCUUUAUGUGAAUGAGUGUCUACCGGAAAUCAAGGAAGGGAUGAGUUAAUGUCUUCUUUGAAAGAGUCACAGAACAAUGCCUGCUUCACCACAGAGCAGGAGCAGCCUGGCGGGAGGGGAGACUGGGAGUUGGAGGGGUCCAGAUAUGUGCUGAGUGGAGAUUCUGACCCCCCAGGACGUGGAUCUGGGAGGUUCCAGCCAAUCUCGUCUGCCUCUCAGUAGACAGGAAGUCCAAACUGGCCUCUGGAUGACAGGGAUUACAUUUUUGAGUGUUUAUUUAGUAUUUCUCUCCCUCACUAGACGUGAAGCUCUGUGAGGACAGGAGACCUACUUUGAUCUUCCUAGUUUUCCCAUCAGUACCCACACACACAAUAGAUAUUGAGUGGCACUCAAUAAAGAUUUGUUGGUUAAAUGGAUGAAUAAAUAAAUGAAUGAGAAACAAAAGAGAAGCAGGCAUGUUUGGCAUGGAAACCAAGCAUAUUUAUUCUGUUUAAAUCUAUGAAAUGCAGUCAAGUUUCCCAUGAUGUCGUUUAUUCAUGGAGAAGAAAAAGGAAAGACAAUGCUUUAUUCCAUAAUACAGAUAUUACAGCAAAUCUACUGGAAUAGGAGGAUUUGGGUACCUUCUCUGGAAUUGGAAUUCUAAUGCUUUGCUGUUGUACAUUCCUGCACAUUCAUUUCUUCUUCAUCUCUUUGUCUGCAAGGAUGUACUGUGUAAGAGUUUCACGAUGCACUUUUACAUUUAAGUAAGGAACAUACAUAAAAAACUCUUUGAACCCACAUCCCUUUGGGCUUCUCUGCAGUAGAGAAAAUGUUUUGAGAAUUCCCAUUUCUCAGAGGACUGCCUCCACUCUGGAAAACCUGUACAGAAUCUGCUUUUUCAUGUGAGUUACCUCAAUUACCUCUGAGGAUUGUGGCCAUCUUCACUUCACCUAUAAAACCAGAUUUUCAUAAUAUUAAAACAUUUGGGAAAAUGAUAUGUACAACUACCUUCCCCAGAUAUGCUCUCUGCCUAAAUGAUUCAUUCUUCUCCUCAGAGAUGAUAAUUCCCUAGACAACAGCAGAUGCCCUCCUGGGCAAGGGUGAGGGUGAUGCGGCAGGCAUGCAUCCUCUUACCCCCUGGGGACCCUGGGAGCCUGCUUGCUUUAUUAAGGAUCCAGCAAGCCUGAAGGACCACUCUGGCAGCUGUGGAGGACAGACUGCUGGGAGGCAAAGCAGAAGUCAGGACAAGCUAGGAAACGAGCCCAGUAGAGUAAAGGUGGCAGCUGCAGAAAUGGCACGACACGGUCAGAUUCUGGAUAUAAUUUGAAGGCGUAACUGACAGGACUUGCUGCCAGAUUAGUGAGAAAUGUGUAAGAAAAAAAAAAAAAGAGCCAAGAAUGAACCCUAGGGUUUUGACCUGAGCAACUGGAUAAACAGAAUUGUCGUUUAUUGGAGAAUGCGGAAACUAGAGAGGCAAAGGCAGGGUUAGGAGGGGAAAUCAAGAGCUGGGUUUAAGGCACGUUAAGGUUGAGAUGCUUAUUAGGCAUCUAGAGGAAAUGCUGAGUGUGCUGAUAGAUCUAUGUAUCUGGAGUUCAGGAAAAGGUCUAUAUUGGAAAAAUAAAGUGUGAACAGUCAUUGGUCACUGGCAUAGAGAUGGACAUUCAAGCCACAAGUCUGAAUGGGAUCAUUCAGGGAGGUGAGUGUGUCUGAAGCAGAGAAACCACCUAAAGAGAGUGUCCUUGGGCACUGCAGUAUUUUUGAAGUAGAGAAAGGACAUCCAGAAAUAAAGUGUAACAUGCAAGCCAAGAAGAGAAAGUGUUUCUAAAAAGGGGGGAGUGGUUGACCUUGUCUAGGCAGCUGCUGGGCAGAUUAAAAUAAGAACUGAAAACUGACCAUUGGAUUUGACAUACUCAUGAGGGACCUUGACAAGAGACAUUUCUGUGGAAUGAUAGGAGAAAAAGUCCUCAGGAAUAAGUUCAGUAAAAAAUAGGAGGGGAAGUGAAGAUGAAAUACAUAGAUAACUUUUUCAAGAGCAUGAGGGGAAAGGAAGCAGAGAACUAGGUGGUCGUUGGAAGGGAAUUACCAGUUAUGUCAGAAAAGGGAUCUUAUGUGUCCCAAUGAGUGCAGGAAAGGGUCAAGGUUGCCAGGCGUAGUGCCCUCUGCCUCUGAUAGUCUCUGGGGUGGAAAAUGUCCCCUGUUCCCUGGGCACUAUUUUCCUUGUCAGGGUUAAUGACUGAAGCCUGGCUGACAUAAUUUGUGAUCUGGUCUUCUUGACUUGAUCAAGAGUGUGGUAGUACUUCCUGGCUGGCUCGUCCUCAUCCUUGAGUGUUACAUCUUCCAUCUCUCCCACAGGCACCGCAGGUCACCCUUAGCUCAGAGGUCACCAAGUCCUGCCAAGGUGAAUACCAUGUUAGGUACACUGCUCUCAAGUCCAAGACCAUACCACACUCAACUCAAGGUGGCUACACGGAGACCCAAUGUCUCCUUUAUUGUGGUCUAGUUUACUCUGAAGUGGCAAGUUCCAAAGUGAUAUACAGUGGCUCACCUCCCACGUUAAGCUCAUUUAAUAAACAUCUAACACAGAGACACAUACACACCCGUGUCAGAAGCCACAGUAGAAAGUCAGCACUAUGUUCACCCUUUUCUCUACUUACCUACUCUCAUUCCCCAGGAUGGAAAGCAAGAAAGCUUUACCUACAUUUGAUCCCCAUUCUACAAAUGAACAGCAAAUCUUAAAGACAGAAAAUGUAUUUUCUUUACACUACAAGAAAAUGCUGUGAUUUUGAACUCACUCCCUAGUUUUCCAGGCUAGAUUGUUCAUCUACUAAAUGGCACGGAAGGAGGAAAGCCAAAGAAAUUUAGCAAAUCCCUUCUUAAACGAAUCCUCUGUCCUCCAGAGCUACUGUCCUGCCAGUUCACUCCCCUAGCAGAUAAAUGCCUUAAGCUACAGAGGAAAGGCAUCUUAAUCAGAAAGGCAAAUGAGAAGAGCCUCGAAGUAAGAGGGCUGUGGCAGGUCUAUCUUGGCAGGUCUUUCUCACGAGGAAUGACAGGCAUUACCUCUCACCACACCUCAGCUCUGCAGCUCAGAAUCGUACCUUACCAGCACAAAGGGGCAUAUCUCCCGUAGUUGGACUCACAUUAAAGUCCAGAACACUGACGGAUAAAAUCUGAGUGCCAGAUUAUGGAUUUACAAAUGAGAACUUUCACUGAACUUUUCUAUCCCCCAGCCAGGACACUUUCUUCCCCUGCAAGCACAAUACAUAGGAAGUCACGCUUUCAUCAGAAGGUUGCUUGCUGAGCAGAGACUCAGGGCAAGUGGAGUUAAUUACAUGAGUCCAGUGUUUAACGUCACCAGGCUUCUCCACCUUGAAGCAUCCAUCCCCAUGGUAGGAUACACCUUCAGAAGACACAUCCUUGACUCUGGAAACUUUCUUUCCUUAUCAGAGUUGAGUGAGCCCUGAGCUCUGCCAUCAAAGCUUUGUCUCUGAGAAGCUCUUUUCAUUGCUUCUAUAGCCAACCAAGUCCCUUUUGAUGGACCUUUAUUUCUUUAAGAUUUGAUAAUAUAGCACUUUCAAUCAAGAUACAGUUUUUCAGAUGCAGUGAUUUUGUCUCUUCAUUAUUUAUUGAUUGAAAAGCUUAACUCAGAGCAAUAUUUCCAAACUUCCCUCGUAAUUAGAAUCACUUAAGGCCCUUUAUUUAAAUUAAAAAAAAUACAUCUUUCUAGGCCCUUUCCCUGGAUAUUAUGAUUUAGUAGGUCAGUGAUUAGGGAGUAGAUCUUAUUAUUAACAAGUACCCAAUUGAUUUUUAUCUUCAAGGAGUUUGGAGAAUCAUCGUUUUAGAGAAGAAUCUAAUAUACCUUAUUUCUAUGACUGGGCGCCUCAUUAUAGCCUACAUACACCAACAACCUGUACAACAACCUGUAUAUCUACACUUUUACAAGCAGCUCAUAAAACUGACCUGGGAGGCAGUAUAAAACAGAGAUUUAGAAAACUGCUUCUGAAACUUAAGUGUACAUAUGAAUCACACAGGAAUCUGGCUAAAAUGUAGGUGUUGAUGAGUAGGUCUGGGAUGGAGCCCAGAACCCUGCAUUUCUAACAAGCUCACAGGGAUGCCCACUGCUGCUGCCCCUCAGACACAGUUGGAGGUUAGAGGUUAGGCUUUGAACUAACUGCCUUGGUUCAACUCCCAGUUUUGAAGUUCAUCAUCAAGUUUUGAGGUGCUCUUUCAGUUGCCCUGAGUGAUCCUGGACUUUUUACUUCUCCUUUCUGUAACUCAGUUUUCUUGUUUUAAAAAUGGAGCUGACGCUAGUAUCUACUGCACAGUAUUGCUAUGAGGAUUGCAUGAUGUUAAAGGUGCUUAGAAAAGACCCUAUGGUGAGUUCUGCACAAAUGACAGCUCUCAUUGACAUCUUGGUGCCAUGGCUUGGUUUCAGCUAUCAAGACUAGUAAUAAAUGCACAUUUAAAAACAUUUUUGCUUACAGUGUGUCUUCUAAAAGAAAAAUCCUAAAAUCAAAAUUUUCUAUGGAUGACACGAUAACUAGUUUCACUUAACAGUUUUACAAUGAACUUUCUGCAUUUUGUUAAUUCUAGGAAUUCUCUUAACUGGAUUUCAUUCACUCCAUUUCCCUUAAAGCACCUGCUCAGCGAGAAAAGAGUCACAGCAGAAGAUCUCUAGUCGACAAAAUUAUUUCCACCUUAGUCUGAACCCCAAUUGUUACAAAACUGUUCCGUCACUUUAUUUCUUCAGGUUAAAUUCUCCCGAGGAAGGAUCAGUAUAGUUUUGUCCUUAAAAAGACAAUUACCCUAAAUUAACACUAUAAACUAAGCUCAAUUUGACACAUGUCAGAACUCAGUAAGUGCUUGUUGAAUAAAUGGGUGAAUGGAUGGACAGAUGAAGGUAUUAACAUAAUUCCUAAAAAUCCUGUUUCAACUUUCCUCCCAACAAAAUCUGAGUAAAACUUAUGUUAUAAGGAGAAGAAAAUGAUUUUAGGCAAAUAUUUUCCAUUAUGGUAUGCUGUAUCUCAGUAAUUCUCAAUUUGAGCUGCACAUAGAAAUUACCCAGGGAAAUUAUACUGAUUUCAGAGUUUCACCUUUCCUAGAAAUUUUGAUAUAAUUGGUCAGAGUAUGAUGUAGCCACUGGGAGUCUUAAAAGGUCUCCAAGUGUUUCUAAUGUGCAACCAAGGUUGAGAUCCAUGGUUCUGUCUGCUAUGGAUAACUGAUAUAUUAUUAGAAAAUUUCAAAAAUGAUAUAUAACUCCUCAGUCUUAUUAAAUUUAUAUUAGUCUUUGGUUCCACAGAUAGAAUUAUAAAUUGUAUUGCUGUAAUACAGAUUCCAGGUACUAACGCCCCUUUGAAAACUUGUAUUAUAAUCAUGUCACUAAAAUCAGUAUUGUAAAGAAGAGUCUUUUGAGACAUGAAAUAGUGGUUUUCAAGAUGUGAAAAUCAAGUUAUGCCCUAGGACUUUUUUUCUUUUAAAAUUAUAUUUUAAAACUAAUGGAGCUUUUUAAAAAACAGAAAUGCACCCAACUGCCAUAUACAAGAGGAAGACACAGCUGAGUUUGUUUGGGGGUCAUUUUCCAAAACAAGCUCUUCCAACAACUCUGCUAAAUAAGACUAUCAUGAUGAACAUUCUUUUGCUUUUUUAGCCAGGUGGUUCUACAAUGCUUAUAGGUACCCAGACAGCUUCUAAAGUAUUUGUCCCAUCUGUUUUUGUAGUCGUUGCUCUAUUCUUUCUUGUUUUCUUAAAAUGUAGCACAGAGCAUGAAUCAAGUUGAGCUGUUCUUAGAGAAGAGGCUUUGUCUCAGCAUCACAUGUGAAUCAUUUAAAUUCUACCUAACAAUCCAGUUAUGGCAUUAAGGCCUUAUGUUAUGUACCAGUGAGUAAGAACUACCACAGAGAAAUGAGUUUCCUUAGUAAACUGAUUACUUUCAGAAAAAUGGUGACACAGAUGUAUACUUUUAUCUCUGUAGAUUUUAGCACUCAAAGGGUAAAUGGUUCAUUACAAUAUUGUUCAUUGUGAACAAUCUUUCAAUUUUUAAAAUUUAAACCUCUCUUAAUAAAAGAAGUGCAACAAUAUAUAUUUUCAAUAUUUUUAAAGCUCCCCUAAAGUAACAUUACAUAAAUAAAUGGAUUGAGAUUUAACAGAGGUAAAAUCAUGUUUCUAAGCUAAAAACUAAAAAGAAAGCAGCAGGUACUUAUAAAAUACUUCCCCUCAUUCCUCAUUCUGUUUUAUUUCAUUAAUGUUUAAGUGAAUUUUAAAUUACCAAAUUAAUAUAUUUCUGCAGUCUCCCUUACAACUUAAAAUCUUACAGAUUAGAGUGAUUUUGACACCGUUCCCAAUUUGAGCGUCGUCCGCAUCUCCCCAGAGAUAAGCACCGUAAUGAAUGUAGUGCUUUUCACUGCCGAACUUCUUGGCUGUAAAUAACCUUACAAAUGUGCACGCAUAUGUACAUGCCAGUGGAAUACAGAGAAGCUGGCUUGGAUCCAAGCUCUACCGGACCCACCUUUACUACAAAAAUAGAAUAAUGGUAGAUAAAAUGCAAAAGAUAAAACAAAACCACAACUAGUUUCAAAAACAAGGUAAACAGACUCACGGAUCAGAAACAGAGCUGAAAUAAGAGCCAGGGUGAAACCGAGGGUAAUCAUCAGUGAAAUCCCUUACACCUGGAACCUGCCCCGCUGCUCAAGCUGCCUUUAAUUGUUGCUACAAAAGACCUCUAAGCAUCACUUACAAGCAAGAUAUUUGUCUCAGUUGAUCUGUCGGAGAUUGGACUCGGCCAUGUCUCGUUUGCUCCUGAGCCAGUUAAAACUAGUUAGAGCCGGGGCCCUCCAACUGGGCAUGCGCGAGUGUCCGCGUGGUGACCUUUUGACGUCCGAAGACCAGGAGUUGCACCCUCAGAGCACGUUCGUGCUUCCGUUUUCUAGAGGAGCGUCCUGUGAGGAGGCCUCUAGCUUAGUGGUGCCAGUGCAAAGCAGUGGUACCUUCACAUUUUCCUUAUGUCCAGUUCCUUUUCCCCACACUUCCCAGCGUCAGCUUUAUGCGGUAAAUAUCUGGAGCGCCUCAGGUUUGGAGAGGCGGACUUGAGAUGUGUUCUCCUAUCCUCUCAGUUAUCUGCCUGGUGAAUAAACACCUUCUCUGCUGCAAAUGUUGGUGUUUCAGCGUUUGGCUCCCAUGUGUGGAGCAACAAUAGUUUGCUGAAACUCUCAGUUCAAUAGCAGGCAGUGGUGGCCCUGAAUUAAGCCCCUAGGGAGCAAAGGGGACUAAAAGGACUUCCCAUGAGAUGAGGGGUACCAGAGCUCAGUUACUUUAGCAUCCUCAGUGAAUCCCUCUUCUUUUAAAAGAACAAUGACUUACCUUAGCACAUGUAGGAAAUCAGAUCCAGAGGGUAAACACAGACAAUUUGCGGGACUUGCUGGGUGGCGCAGUGGUUAAAAAUCCGCCUGCCAGUGCAGGGGACAUGGAAUCAAGCCCUGGUCCGCGAAGAGCCCACAUGCCCCAGAGCAACUAAGCCUGUGCACCACAACUACUGAGCCCAUGUGCCACAACUACUGAAGCCUGCGUGCCUAGAGCCUAUGCUCUGCAGCAAGAGAAGCCACCACAAUGAGAAGCCUGAGUACGGCAAGGAAGAGUAGACCCCACUCACUGCAACUAGAGAAAGCCCACUCGCAGCAACAAAGACCCAAUGCAGCCAAUAAAUAAAAUAAUUAAUUAAUUUUAAAAAAAGAUAAUUUGCAAGUAUCUCCCAUAAAAGUGGAGAGGAAGCGUGUGGGAAAAGUCCUGUGGGUAUAUGAUACUCUUCCUCGUCUAUUUUGUUUCCUCCCUCUAUUUAUUACUCCCUUCAAAAGUGGGAGUGCAAUCUGUCCAUCUCAAUGCAGAUGAAACUGGGAAUUUAACAAUAUUAACAGAAUCAACUAAAAGAUAUUUUUUUCACCCAGCUCGAGCAACUCCAAACAACAUCAGUGAUAAAAUACCUGUCUGAAAACAUCUUUUGUCAGUAUAAGUUCUAAACAAUUGAUGUGGUUACUGUUUUGAUAAUAUAUAUGCAAAUUUCAAAUUAGAAGUUUAAGAAAAUCAUUUAUCCUUAGAUAAAUGUUGUAUCCUACCUGGAGGAAAAUUUGGAGAACGCCAGGUUAUACAUUCCAGAUGAUUUAGAAUCCUUACAACUUGCCUGGGUGGGGUUUCUGGCUCCAGUGCCUCUGAAAUUAUAUAUUCGGGCAUUGAAAGAGUAAGUUUCAAAUAAACAAUGAUAACACUGUAAUUGUAAAGAUGAAGAAAGGGCACUUGUUACUUCAAUUCUGUCAUUCUAUGCAGCCUCCUCAAGUUUUUAUUUAUGUUCAAAAUUUUUUGGCUACAUAGACAUUUAAAGGCUGCUAGUAUCAAUCCCAGAGAAAUAAAGAUGUGAUGAGUAUUUUACUGUGAAAUGAAAUUUUUAUAAACCUCUGCCAAACUUUAUUUUUAAGGCUUUUCCUGACUAUUUAUAUAAUCGUUGCUUUGAGUAAGAGAACUAUUUUGAAAUUAAAAUGAAUGUGUUUUUGAUCAGCUAUGAACAAAGAUAGAUUAAAAAAUCUGUCUACACUUGCUAAUGAACUUAAAUACACCAAAAAGCAUUUUGAUGAAGUCAUUGACAAAUUUACAGAAGAAAAAGCUUGAACACAGGAACUUAUUUAUGCAACAAAAAGCUAAAAAGAGGUUUGUUCCCUUUUUCUAACAAAAAAUGCAUAAGAUCAUUAAAAAGUAUCAAUCCAUUACUUUUUUCUUUGUUGAACAUAGUAUUUGUUAUUCUCUAAAUUUAUUUUCUAUUUUUUACUAGCAUCACUAUAUUGAAAUUCAAUAAAAGAUAAAUCUUCACAUUAUUCAUUGCUUUUCUAGCUACUGUUAGUUUUAUUUCAUAAUUACUUAAAAAAUAGCUUUGUCAUAUUGACAAGGGAGAUGUAAAAAAAUGAUUUCGUCAUAUUGAGAAGGGAGAUGUAAAAAAAACAAACAUGACCCACUGUCAAAGGCAGAUAUGGCAGGUAAGUUCCUUUCAGUCUCCCAGUUCUGGAAGCUAAUAGCUGCAGAUGUGUUGAUGCAAUGAAAGUCAUUGUUUUGAAAUUGAGAAUGAGAGGGAAGAUUAAUACUCUCAGCAUUAUUUGUAUCAGAAAAGAAGAAUUAAUUUAUCGUAAUGAAUUUUCAAUUGAUGGCAUUAGAAUUGUACCAGAGGUCACAAAUGUGCAGCUGAAAAGCCAGAUUCUACACACAAUAUGUUUCACUUAAUCUACCCAGUGUCAUAGAAAAGAUUAAAGAGCCAACAUGUUACAUCCUAGCUAUUAGCUUGAAAUUCAAAUUUCUGGUCUUGAAAACUUGCAAGAUGUGACAUCACUGGACUCCCUACCUUUACGUGACAGCAAUUGGCUGGAGCUGGUGUGUAGCUACAGAUUUCCGUGAAGCACAACCCCCACUGCCCCUACAUUGUAGGCAUAAGGAUUUCCCCUGGCUGUGUUCAUUUCAUCCUUAACCUGCCCCAAGAGACAUUUGAAAUUGUAGCCCUGCAAAAUCCUGCCAAGAAUAUCGUCCUCCUAUCUAUCUCCUUCUCAGCUUUUAACUGAAUAAUAUUUAUUGCAUAUGCACUUUCCUUCAUUCAACAAAUCUUCGUUGAGCACCUACUAUGUUCUGGGCAGUGGGGAUACAGCAAUAAACAAGAAAAAGUAUUUGCCUCUAUGGAGCUCACAUAGUGGUUGGGGAGUGGUAGGGGGACAGAAAACAAACUGGAAAACACAUGUGUAAGCAAUAUUUUCAGACAGUGGAAAAGACUGGUGGAGAGAGUGGGAAAAAAAGUUUUCGCUGCAUUGUUCCUCAGUUUUGGUGGAGCAGUGAUGUAGUAUACUUUAGUUACAUGCACAUUGGAGAAGUUAUUGAUGUUGAAAAUUUGAGUAGACAGGGUUUCCCUAUUUACAGGGAUAGCGGAUUUAUUGUUUCAUUUGCUUGCAAAUAUGAGCUCUAAAUUUAAAUGGGAGAAAGUUGCCUGCUUGGCUGAGGAAAUUUAACUCUUCUUCAGCUUGAGAACAUGCUUUGGAAGCUGGGAGAACAUACAUCCUGGCUUGCAUAGGACAGUCCUGGUUUACAUCGUGUGGACUGAGCUUAGCUACUCAUAACGCUCCUUUACAGUCUCAAAACCAUUCAAGUUAUAAGGGCAAUCACUUAGUGAGAGGGCUAUAAAAUAUUAAAUUAUUUCAAACCUUUUUAAAAUUAUAUGGUUCCAUGGUUUACUUAGAGGGCAAUAAAAUAUCACAUAAUUUAAAUAUUAAUUAUAUCAAAUACCAUUAAUCAAAUGUAUCCUAAUUUUGAAGGAACAAAAUACUUUCAGAUACUAUAUAUUUCCCAAUAGCUAAUGAUUAGCUGGUCUUGUGCUCAUUACAUCUUUGUUCAUUUCCUGUGAUAGGGACAAGGCAGAAGGCUUGAGGUUGAAAAGUGAUAACUUGUUGCUUAGAAAAAAGGUAUUAACACAGAAUGUAUGCAUAAAGAAGGAAAUGGAAUUGGGGUGUUUUAAUCAUUGGAUGGAGCACAUCGGUUCAGGUUAUGGAGCAGGUUUUAUUUUAUGCUGAAGGAUGUACCCUGGAAAUGGAAUGAUAAGUAGUUCUUUGGUGAUGGAAUGGUAAGUAGUUUGAAUAUGGGGAUUUUAGGAAGGUUUUCUGAGAGCUGAUAGGAACUGGUCACAGGAAGUCUGGGAGCUAAGUAAGGGGUUCAUUCAGCUAUUUGCUUACAUUCUUGAAGUGACGUAACAAUAAUUAAAUACACCUGCAGCAGCCAAGCUGGAAAGAGAUCAGGUCCUCAAAUACCUGCUUCCAUAGCCAAGAUCCAAACCUGCCUGGCAACUCCAUCCCACAAGCAAGUCCACUCCCAGAGCUUCCCAUCCAGAUUCCAGCUUCUCUAAAUGGUCGGUACAAAAACCUUCUUUGAACCAAGAUCUAACUUCAAAACAAGCUCAUUUUGCAGAAAGAACGGCUUUCAGCCUAUUAUAUGUCCAAAUAGACAGUAUAACAGAGAGGUCAAAUGGCAUUGUUCGAGAACAAAUAGUUUUCUUCAGUUUCUCAGAAAGGAAAGUCUAUGCAGAGGAUAUUUUCUCCCUGGAUCAAUAUAAUGUGUUUUAACCUCUUUAAAGUACAUAACAUUCACUAAUACUAAUUUUGAAGUGGCUGCAUUCAGGGUAUAGGUAUAAAUAUACUAACUCCUUUCCUGAUCAUAAGAAUGACAAUGAAUAUAUAGGAAAGUGAAAAACAAUGAACUAGAACAAAGAAACUAAAAGCAAUUAAGACCUUUGAGUUAGGUAUGAUUUUCAUACCUGUGUUUAGAUCUCAUAGUAGAUGGUCCUAGAUUUUAAUUCAAAAUGAAUUGGUUCACAUGGUAGCUUUCUAACCACAGGGGAGAUUUUUAUCCUUAUCCUCAUCAUCACCAUUAUCACUGCUGUCAUUACCAUGACGGAAGAUCCCAUUGCCUUUAACCAAUGCCAUCUGUCCUUGAUAAAUAGAAAGAUUUCCUCAAAAAGAAAUCUGAUACUCUUUUUCUUUCUUUUCUCUUCUUCCUCCCUGUCCUUUCUCUCUCUCGCUCUUUUUUUUUUUUUUUUGUCAUCAUAAACUAAAAUCUAAAUGGGGUAAUUAUUUUAAUUUUUAAAUAUAUUUCUAAUGUAAAUAAUCUGUUUUCCCAAACAGUUUAACCUGGAUAGUUUUUACUCAAUUACUUUAAUAGUUCUUUUCAAAGAAAGAUCACAUUAUUUAAUGAAUUUUAGAGUCUAAUUAAUUUUGAUCAAUUACUGCAGAUCUGAAAUGUUUAAGAAUUGAAAGAAAAAUAAAACUUGGACAAGUGUCUCAGAAAUCAUCUGGCUGUAAAACUAAACACAAUGGAAGAAAAUCUUCACUUAUUUAUAUAAACACAUGGAAGACUGUCAGUUUUUCUUUACAAAACAAAUAUAUACAAAUCUAAACAUACUUUUACCACACUAUCAACUGUGUUCCUCAGUAUUUACCCAAAAGAGUUGAAAACUAUGUCCACACAAAAACCUGCACAUCAGUGUUUAUAGAAGCUUUAUUUAUAAUUGCCAAAACCUGUAAGCAACCAAGAUGUCCUUCUGCAGGUAAAUGGAUAAAUAAACUGUGGUACAUCCAGACAAUGGAAUAUUAUUCACCACUAAAAAGAAAUGAGCUAUCAAGCUAAGGAAAGACAUAGAGGAAGCUUACAUGCAUAUUAUUAAGUGAAAGAAGCCAAUCUAAGAAGGCUACAUCAGAGAAAUGCAAGUCAAAGCCACAAUGAGGUAUCACCUCACACCAAUCAGAAUGGCCAUCAUCACAAAGUCUGGAAACAACCAAUGUUGGAGAGGGUGUGGAGAAAAGGGAACUCUCCUGCACUGUUGGUGGGACUGUAAGUUGGUACAGCCACUAUGGAAAACAAUUUGGAGGUUCCUUAAAAAACUACAAAUAGAACUACCAUAUGAUCCAGUAAUCCCACUCCUGGGCAUAUACCCAAAGAAAACUAUAAUCCCAAAAGAAACUUGUACCAUAAUGUUUAUUGCAGCACUCUUUACAAUAGCCAGGACAUGGAAGCAACCUAAAUGCCCAUCAACAAAUGAAUGGAUACAGAAGAUGUGGCAUAUAUAUACAAUGGAAUAUUACUCAGCUAUAAAAAGGGAUGAGAUGGAGCUAUACGUAAUGAGGUGGAUAGAACUACAAUCUGUCAUACAGAGUGAAGUAAGUCAGAAAGAGAAGGACAAAUAUUGUAUGCUAACUCACAUAUACGGAAUCUAAAAAUGGUACUGAUGAACUCAGUGACAAGAACAAGGAAGCAGAUACAGAGAAUGGACUGGAGAACUCGAGGUAUGGGAGGGGGCGGGGGGUGAAGGGGAAACUGAGAAGAAGCGAGAGAGUAGCACAGACAUAUAUAUACUACCAACUGUAAAAUAGUGAGUGGGAAGUUGUU